GGUAAAAGGCAGAAAAGUAGCAGCACUUUUUGCAGCUGCUGUUGGUGUGUGUGUGUUCGGUGUGUUCCUGUUCCGUUGUAAAGCAGCAGCCCGUCUAGCAGCAGCCCCCUCAGAAGCCCGGACCAGCAUUAACAACCCAACAAAUGCAAAUUGGUUUCAAUUCUUUUGCGUGACACGCUCUUUUUUUUGUUAAAAUCAGCAAUUUAAAGCUCAUACACACACACUCACACGCACACAGUUUUAGGCACAUACAGGAAAUAAAUUUAUACAUAUUUUUUAGGCAAAACAAAAAACACACACAUUUCUCUGGGAAACACAACAAAAGUAUUGUAACGUAAAUUCGACUUAAAAGAGCAAAACAAAAAUAAUAAAAGUAAAAAAAUGCCAUCGGACGCUAAGAAACGCGAUGCACAACGCAAAAAAGAUGCGCGCAACAAGAAGAUCCAACAGAUACCGUCCACGAAGAAGUCAAAUGGUGUGAACGGUGUGGAUCGCGAACUGACCGAAGAGGAGAAACUGUGCGCCAAACUGGAGGAGGAGGCACGGAUCAAUUCCGAGGCGCGCUCCUGUACCGGUUCAUUGGCUGUCCAUCCAAGAUCGCGUGAUGUGAAAAUUGCCACCUUCUCAAUUACGUUCUUUGGCUCUGAGCUGCUGCAGGACACAAUGCUCGAGCUGAAUUGCGGUCGUCGCUAUGGACUAAUUGGUCUCAAUGGCUGUGGCAAAUCAUCGCUGCUGGCUGUGCUUGGCGGUCGGGAGGUACCCAUUCCGCCACACAUUGAUAUAUUCCAUUUGACGCGUGAGAUACCAGCGAGCACGAAGAGUGCGCUUCAGUGCGUCAUGGAGGUCGAUGAGGAGCGCAUCAAGCUCGAAAAGCUCGCCGAGGAGCUGGCCAUGAGCGAGGAGGACGAUGCCCAGGAGCAGCUAAUCGAUAUCUAUGAGCGACUCGAUGACAUGUCCGCCGAUCUGGCCGAGGUCAAGGCCGCUCGCAUUCUUCACGGUCUUGGCUUUGACAAGGCCAUGCAACAGAAGCAGGCCAAAGACUUCUCGGGUGGUUGGCGCAUGCGAAUCGCGUUGGCACGCGCUCUAUUUGUGAAGCCGCAUCUGCUGCUGCUGGACGAGCCGACAAAUCAUUUGGAUCUGGAUGCGUGCGUGUGGCUGGAGGAGGAGCUGAAGACGUACAAGCGCAUUCUGGUGCUUAUUUCACACUCGCAGGACUUCCUCAACGGCGUCUGCACGAACAUCAUUCAUUUGACCGGCAAGCGUCUCAAGUACUACACGGGCAACUAUGAGGCAUUUGUGCGCACCCGCAUGGAACUGCUGGAGAACCAAAUGAAACAAUACAACUGGGAGCAGGAUCAGAUAUCGCACAUGAAGAACUAUAUUGCCCGAUUCGGUCACGGUUCCGCCAAGCUUGCCCGCCAGGCCCAGUCCAAGGAGAAAACGCUGGCCAAAAUGGUUGCCCAGGGCCUCACCGAAAAGGUCACCGAUGACAAGGUGCUCAAUUUUUACUUCCCCUCUUGCGGCAAGGUGCCUCCGCCAGUCAUCAUGGUUCAGAAUGUGAACUUUCGGUACAGCGAUGAAACGCCAUGGAUCUAUAAGAAGCUCGAGUUUGGCAUUGAUCUGGACACGCGCCUGGCACUGGUGGGUCCCAACGGAGCUGGCAAGUCGACGCUGCUGAAGCUGCUCUAUGGCGAUCUGGUGCCCACAUCCGGCAUGAUUCGCAAGAAUUCGCAUCUGCGCAUCGCGCGCUAUCAUCAGCAUCUACAUGAGCUGCUCGAUCUGGAUGCCAGCCCGCUCGAGUACAUGAUGCGCGCAUUCCCCGAUGUCAAGGAAAAGGAGGAGAUGCGCAAGAUCAUUGGACGCUAUGGCCUCACUGGCCGCCAGCAGGUUUGCCCCAUCCGACAGCUGUCGGAUGGUCAGCGUUGUCGCGUCGUCUUUGCCUGGCUGGCAUGGCAGGUGCCGCAUCUGUUGCUACUCGACGAGCCGACCAAUCACUUGGACAUGGAAACCAUCGAUGCUUUGGCGGAUGCCAUCAAUGAUUUUGAUGGAGGCAUGGUGCUAGUUAGUCACGAUUUCCGUCUCAUCAAUCAGGUGGCCGAGGAGAUUUGGGUCUGCGAGAAGGAGACGGUGACCAAAUGGAAGGGCGGCAUUUUGGACUACAAGGACCACUUGAAGAACAAAAUUCACACCGACAAUGAGAAGAAGGCCAAGGCGGCAAGCAAAUAAAUAGAUAUGAUGGAUUAUACAAAGCACAAUACACACACACACACAUGCACACACACACACACAUACACACACAUACACACACACACACACAUACAUACACACACACACACAUACACCUACAUUUGCACUCACAUACACAGUAUACAGGCAAAGGUUGAUCCCCUCUCUCUCUCUCUCUGUCUUUCUCUCUCUCUCUCACUCUCUCUUUCCAUCUUAUACUUCUCGUGCUCCUCACUCUUUCUUCAAUAGAGGCGCGGUGUGUAACGCUAUGUGAAAUUAGUUUUGAGUUUACACUACGCUAUAGUCAAGUCAUGUGAACUAGAUAUUAACAACAACAAUAAAACAAAAACAGAAACACUGUACACACACACACACACACACAUCCAUAUGAAUUCAACAUAAACAAACAACAAAUUUAUAGGUGAAUUUUUUUCAUUUUCUGUGUCGAUUUAAAAUUAAUAAAAUGUGAGACAAAACCAACAACCAACAACAACUACUACAAAACAGCUUGUGAUCUUAAGCUUAAGCCACAUUUUCGACAUUUUGUUUAACACACUCUCUCUCUCUCUCACACACACACACACACACAUGCAUACACACACUCAUGCCAGAAUCACUUCUAUAUAUUGUGUACAAAAUGCAGAAAACGUGGCUU
Drosophila grimshawi is the source of this 2881-nucleotide messenger RNA. RefSeq names its product ATP-binding cassette sub-family F member 2. The transcript has 5 exons. Bases 382 to 2226 code for a protein of 614 amino acids. NCBI's taxonomy places the organism in Eukaryota, Metazoa, Arthropoda, Insecta, Diptera, Drosophilidae. The record is from RefSeq and is a predicted model, not a curated record. Gene Ontology annotation, molecular function: ATP binding; ATP hydrolysis activity.